This is a messenger RNA of Gastrolobium bilobum, 1867 nucleotides long. RefSeq names its product T-complex protein 1 subunit epsilon. Lineage: Eukaryota; Viridiplantae; Streptophyta; Magnoliopsida; Fabales; Fabaceae. Gene Ontology annotation, biological process: protein folding. The record is from RefSeq and is a predicted model, not a curated record. Gene Ontology annotation, molecular function: ATP-dependent protein folding chaperone; ATP hydrolysis activity; ATP binding. Gene Ontology annotation, cellular component: chaperonin-containing T-complex. The transcript has 9 exons. Bases 99 to 1706 code for a protein of 535 amino acids.
AGUUAGGUUUAGGGCUUUUGUUCCAAACAGAGGAAAAGCAAAGAAAGAGAGAGUGAGAGUGUAGUUUGUGACUGUGACUGUGACUGUGAGAAUCAGAAAUGGCGUUGGCUUUCGACGAGUUCGGAAGACCGUUCAUAAUCCUAAAGGAACAAGAGCAGAAGAGCAGGCUCAGAGGUCUCGAUGCUCAGAAAGCUAACAUCUCCGCCGGAAAAGCCGUCGCUCGCAUUCUCCGAACAUCUCUCGGUCCCAAAGGCAUGGACAAGAUGCUUUCAAGCCCCGACGGCGACGUCACCAUCACAAAUGAUGGUGCAACGAUCUUGGAGCAGAUGGAUGUUGAUAACCAAAUCGCGAAGCUUAUGGUUGAGCUUUCAAGGAGUCAGGAUUAUGAAAUCGGUGAUGGCACCACUGGUGUGGUUGUGUUGGCUGGAGCUCUUCUUGAACAAGCUGAGCGACUCUUGGAAAAAGGAAUUCAUCCAAUUAGGAUCGCUGAGGGUUAUGAAAUGGCUUCCAGAAUCGCUUUUGAACAUCUCGAGCGUAUAGCUAACAAGUUCGAAUUUGGAGCUUCCAAUUUGGAGUCUCUCAUUCAAACUUGUAUGACUACCUUGUCCUCUAAAAUUGUGAAUCGGUGUAAGCGUAGCUUGGCUGAGAUUGCUGUCAAAGCUGUUCUUGCUGUUGCUGAUCUGGAGAGAAAAGAUGUUAACUUGGAUUUGAUUAAAGUGGAAGGGAAAGUUGGUGGUAAAUUGGAAGAUACUGAGUUAAUUUAUGGAAUCCUUGUUGACAAGGAUAUGAGCCAUCCCCAAAUGCCAAAGCAAAUUGAAGAUGCUAAAAUUGCUAUCUUGACUUGCCCCUUUGAGCCCCCGAAACCAAAGACUAAGCAUAAGGUUGAUAUUGAUACGGUGGAGAAGUUCCAGACGUUAAGGAAGCAAGAACAGAAGUAUUUUGAUGAUAUGGUUCAGCAAUGCAAGGAUGUGGGUGCUACCCUUGUUAUCUGCCAAUGGGGUUUUGAUGAUGAAGCAAAUCAUCUCUUAAUGCACAGGAACUUGCCAGCUGUUAGAUGGGUUGGUGGUGUGGAGUUGGAAUUGAUAGCUAUAGCAACAGGUGGAAGAAUUGUUCCUAGGUUCCAGGAGUUAACUCCAGAAAAGUUGGGAAAGGCUGGUUUGGUUCGAGAAAAAUCCUUUGGUACAACAAAAGACAGAAUGUUGUACAUUGAGCAUUGUGCAAACUCAAGGGCUGUAACAAUUUUUAUUCGUGGAGGUAACAAAAUGAUCAUAGAGGAGACAAAGCGCAGCCUUCAUGAUGCCUUGUGUGUUGCUAGGAAUCUCAUCCGCAACAAUUCUAUUGUAUAUGGUGGUGGUUCAGCUGAGAUUUCCUGCUCGAUUGCUGUGGAGUCAGCUGCUGAUAAAUACCCUGGAGUAGAACAGUAUGCUAUAAGAGCAUUUGGGGAUGCUUUGGAGGCUAUCCCUAUGGCCCUUGCUGAAAAUAGUGGCCUCCAACCAAUUGAAACGGUAUCUGCUGUGAAGUCUCAGCAAAUAAAGGAUAAUAAUCCUCACUUUGGCAUUGAUUGCAAUGAUGUUGGCACUAAUGACAUGCGUGAGCAAGAUGUCUUUGAAACUUUGAUUGGCAAGGAGCAACAGAUCUUACUCGCUACUCAAGUUGUCAAGAUGAUACUUAAAAUUGAUGAUGUUAUUUCCUCAUCGGAAUACUGAUUUUUGUUUUUUAGUUUUAAACUCAAAUGUUAUCAAGAUGCUGAAUAUCUGAUAGUAUUUUGUUCGGUUAGUUUGGUUUUGUUCAGAGUCCGUAUGUUCACUUGAAGAAACUAUAUGUAAGAUUUUGGCACGAUUUUAUAUUGGAGUUGGGUGAUUGUUCU